AUGGGUUGGUUUUGGAGUGAGAGAAGAGGUCCAGAAUGGAAACAAGGAUGGACUUCCAAUACCCUCUCCAACACUUCACUUCCUCCUCUCCCCCUGCUUGCCAUUUUCGCCAUUGUUCUUCUCUUCCUCACUAUCUCGCAAUAUACAGGUUACAAAGCUCAAAUGGAACACACAAUGUUCAAUUUCCAAAUUUUCCUUUUUGUACUUCCUGUAAUACUCAUAUUUGUUGUCCGUUCCAUGUCCUCUGACGGUAAUGGUAGAAGCUUUGUAUUUCGAUUUCCUCGUCUACGCCCAUCACAGCAUCAUCAAGACAGCGGUCAAGCAGUUGGUAGUACUCAUGCUGGUUCAUCAACAUCAUCACCGUGGGGUGUUGCUCUAAUUGUAGUGGUGCUUAUAGUGAUGAUCUUUUACAAAUCAUCCUUCGAUUCGCAGUGGUUUAGACCUCUCCGGAGGUCAGAUUGA
This is a messenger RNA of Papaver somniferum (opium poppy), 462 nucleotides long. RefSeq lists its product as uncharacterized. The record is from RefSeq and is a predicted model, not a curated record. The coding region runs from base 1 to 462 and encodes 153 amino acids. The transcript has a single exon. Lineage: Eukaryota; Viridiplantae; Streptophyta; Magnoliopsida; Ranunculales; Papaveraceae.